GUGUCAAAUCACAAAUGUCAUUUGUCACAAUCUGAAUUCAGACAUCGUCACACAAGAAAGUGAAAAAUCUAAUUAUAUUUUCGAAUAGUCAACUAUUUUGUUAAUUUCUGCAAACAAUUUGUAUCAACAAAUCUAUAUUUUUUCGAGAAAUUUGUGUUUUUGAAAUUCUUUAUGAUGCUCUGAAGGAUAUAAAAUGGCUAGAUCUGGAAAAACAGCACAAGAGUUUAUACAAAAGUCAUUUUCACCUAUUAUUGGAGUAUUAUGCAGUCAAAAAGUUGACAAUGUAGUUGCGAAGAAUAAUCUGUCAUUCCACGAGUUGUUCCAGCCUUUCACUGCUUUGGAUUGGGAAGGACAAUUCCGGGAUUCUGGUGGCAACAUCUAUACAGUUAAAAACUGGAAACUGAUAAUAAGAGAGGUAAAUUGGAAACCUUUACAGCCCACAGAAGCCAGACGCCAAUUGAACAAUGCUGCGCUGUAUAAUUUCAAUGAUAAAACUGUUCAAGUUGAUAUAGAUGGGCGCAAAUUUGACAUUCCACAAACAACUAAUUGGUUUGAUGCAUGGAGAGAAACAUACCUUGAAGUACAAUUUCCAUCAGACCAUGAGUUUACAAAACAUUUCAUUUCCUGCAUUAUAGUGGGUACUGCGCAUGAAGACAACAUUAUUGACACAUUUAAUGCAUUGAAUCAACAAUAUGCACAACUGCAAAAUGUAGCACCACCAAAAUUGCCAAAAUGGUUCAAUAAUGCAGUUUUGAAAACUUAUUUGUUGUUACACGAUGUCUCAGUACUACCUAUGGACAGAGCGGAGGCGGCGUUUGAAACGUUAAAACAAACAUUUGGCGCUAGCAAUUGUUUUAUGCUCUCCAUUAAUUCAAAAAAUACUUCAGAUAACAAUAUAUCCACAGAUUUAUGGAGCCAGUUAAUCAAAAGAUCGUCAGAGUCUAAUAGUGAUAUUUCAUCAUCAGUCGCUAAUCUGCCAGGGACACCUUCAGAACCACAAGCAGUAUUUCAACCACCUGGAGUUAACAUUGUUGGUGAAGAUGGCGUUACCUUAACAACUUCAAUGCAAGAAGGCGUGCAUCCAUUAACAAGUCCAGAGAAUGACCUUUACGACAAUGCUAAUAGUUUACAGACUCAUUCUUUUUCUGGAAGUGUAGAAAGCGUCAGCGUAAGUGCUAAAGGGAUAGAUUUCUCAAAUGAAGUGCACGGAGCUGCCUUAAAUACGAAUGAUAUUGAUGCUAUAAAACAAUUCCUACAAGAUUAUGCUUCGAAAGCUUUGUUGCCUUACCUGGAGAAACAAAUAUCUCAGUUAUCUGAAGUGGUAGCUAAUAGAAAAGGCGUUAGCAGAUCUUUGCUAUCUGCCACGAAGCGAUGGUUCGGAACAGGAAAACCAGGCAAUACUACUGGAAACAGCACUGUUGUGUAUACCAGUGAUUGUCCAGAACUACAGUUGCGUCGGUUAGGUGAUUUAUGGUUUCUGUGUGGACAAUGGCAGCGUGCUUUUGAUGCUUAUCACUCGGCCAAGCGUGAGUUCUAUGCAGACAGCGCUUGGCUGUGCUAUGCUGGGGCUCUAGAAAUGGCGGCCAUUAGCGCUUUCAUGGCGGGAGAAGCUAACCGAAAAACACAUGCGUAUAUGGAAGAGAGUAUUGUGACGUACUUGAAUACUUGCAGGAUGGUGCAAUAUGCGGUUAGAGCAACUUUGCUCUCCGUAAUGUGUUUAAGUGCCUCAGGAUUUUACGGAGAAGCCGCAAAACAAUUGAUUCGAAUGACAUCAGAAGACAGUGAUCUUCGUAGUGCUAUGCUUUUGGAACAAGCUGCACUUUGCUUCUUAUCAGGUCCCGGCGCAAAAGCUAUGUGCAGAAAAUAUGCAUUCCAUAUGGUCUUAGCGGGACAUAGGUUCUCUAAAGCGGGACAGAAAAAACACGCCUACAGAUGUUACCAACAAGCUUAUCAAGUGUACGCGGAGAGCGGCUGGCGGCUGGCGAGCGACCACGUGCAGUUCGCGCUGGGGCGGCUGGCGGGCGCGCUGCGAGCCACGCGCGCCGCCGCCGCCUGGCUCGCCGCGCCGCUCGCGCCCGCCUCGCCGCAGCCGCCGCACCAGCAGGACGCCUUCCUGCGCGAGUACAUGCUGGCGCAGCAGCACUGCGCCGAGCCCGCCGCGCUGCCGCCGCUGCCGCUGCCGCUGGUGCUGCAGCGCGCCACGGCCGUGCUGUGCUGCGGCCCCGCGCCGCUGGCCGCGCCCGGCCGCCGCGCCGCCUCGGCGCUCAGCCUGCGCGACCCCGACCGCAGCACGCUGUGGACCGGCCUCGAGGAGAUGCUGUUGCAGGUGGCGCGCGGCUCCGUGCCGAUGAUCUUCAAACCCACCGUGGACCUGUACACCGACCUCACCGAUUGUCACCCGAUCGUGCCGCAGGGAGAGCCUGUUGAAAUAUCGAUAACUUUAUGGAAUCCCUUGAAGAUACCUCUUGUUUUGAAAGACCUAGACCUUUUAUGGCGUUUCACUCCACAUGUGGAAAACGGAGAAGACCCGGAAGAACCAAUUAGCAACGAGCUGUCUGUGGGCUCUGGGGUCGCUGUGGAAAGUAAAAUUAUUGUUGGCCAGACACUCAAAUCAUUCUUGUUAGAAGGAGACUGCAAAAAAUCAUUGACCUUCAUCUUGACCCCAUUACGCGUAGGGCAGUUGAAUAUCGAAGGAUUAGCUUACAAGUUAAUAAAUCCCGGGGAAGGAGGCAAUGAAAACAGCGGUAAUGGAGUCGCAAUCCAAGGCAAAAUAAACUUAGUGUCCGGCGAAAAAAGUGUGGACAAACGGUUGCAAAUUACAGUUAUCCCCGAAGCACCUUGCUUACAGAUGACAUUUUCUGAAACCAACUCGGAUAUCAUAAGCGGGGAGAUGCGCACCCUAGACGUGGAAUUCACAAAUGUCGGUCCUGUAGACAUGAAAGAUCUCUAUAUCGCCGUAUCACACCCUGAUUGCAUCAGUAUUAUCACCCCGGAAGGAGAGACUGAUAACUUCAAAAUAUUAUACGAUGAGAAAUAUCGUGACCCGACCACGUUCGCUGUAUUGCGUGUUGCAGACGAGCGCGCGGCGCGGGCGGAGGCGUGGCGCGCGGCGGCGGCGCGGCACGUGCGCGGCGUGGCGCGCGCGCUGCCCCGCGCCGGCGCCGUGCGCGCGCGCCUGCUGCUGCGCACGCGCGCCGCGCUGCCCGACCUGCGCCUGCUCGCCUAUUACCACACGGGCCGCCCUCAGCGCCCACACCGUCUGCUGCGGCACGUGUUCCGCUUCACAGUGUCCGACGUGGUCGACGUGUCCGUAGCGCCGCGCCGCAGCCUGGCCGCGGCGGGGUCCGAGAUGUUCGAAAGCGCUGGCCUGGCUGUAGAGGUUAAAAAUGUUUCCGGCGAAAAGAGCAAAGAUAUGUGUGUGGAGGUUCUGCAAGCAGCGUUACUCAGCCGCCAGUGGAGCCUGACUGGCCUUUUCGCGGCUUCGCAGAAGGACGACUUGCUCAUGUCACGCGAGCGGCUGCACCUUGCACUUAAAGCACGAAGAAUCCUUAACGAGCUGCCUCAAGGAGAAAUUCACGAUUCCAGCCUUAAUAUGAUAGAUGGCCACCCUGACUGUGCGGAAAGUAUCACUACAUCGCCCUAUUCCAAGUUUAUUAUGGAGAGUCGCCGUUCCUGGCUCGAUAACCUAGACGUUGACUUCAUCCAAGAUUUUACGCAGAAAAGGACAGGACUGAUAAGAUCGAUGUUUAUUCUUAGAUGGAAAGUGCACGAUAAAGUAAAAGGGACAACAGCCAUCGGGCAGCACUGUUUAUGGUUAGAAUGUUUCACUAAAGCGCAAUUGGGAGACAACGAUUUCCUGUCAAUCAAUAGUAAUCCAUCCAUCAAACUAGAUGAAUACGAUAGUAAACCAGAUUUAAGUGAAGAUAAUAAGAAAAACAAAAAAGAUAACAUGGUUAUCUUUAGAAUGGAUCUCUCUAAACACAUAACGCACGAUUUUAAUUUGAGGAAAUUAUGCAUAAUUCCAGUUACUUUGAAUAUAGUCAAUUGCUACGGCGUGCCUGUUGAUGUGUUCAUAAAUAUGUCAAAACAGAUAAAUAGGGAGGCGUCGUCCGAGCUGGGAUGGGCGGGCGCUCUUUCAUACAACGCCUCUGGAGACUCCAAAGAGUUGGGAGUGAGCGUCAGCCUCGACAAGUUCGAGUCGCGGCGCGUGCGGCUGCGGGGCGUGUGCGCGGCGCCCGGCACCUACCUCGUGGGCUCCGCCUUCACCGUCACCACCGCCGCCGCCGCCACCGCCACCGCCGCCACCACCGCCACCACCGCCACCACCGCCGCAGACACACACCUCAAUAUUACCAAUUUAUCCCGAAAUGCUUCAUUGCUUGUCGUGCAACAGACUUAAUUAAUUCCACCAUUUAUCUUCAUUAUAUUAUGUACUAUACUUUAAACUAUCCAUGGCUUUUGUAGGAAUAAUAUAAAAAUGAUACUACUUAAUAUAUACCUAAAGGUAA
Molecule: messenger RNA, 4508 nt
Organism: Manduca sexta (tobacco hornworm)
Lineage: Eukaryota; Metazoa; Arthropoda; Insecta; Lepidoptera; Sphingidae
Gene: l(3)76BDm
Product: trafficking protein particle complex subunit 8
Exons: 17
Coding region: 194-4399 (1401 amino acids)
Biological process (GO): protein localization to phagophore assembly site; endoplasmic reticulum to Golgi vesicle-mediated transport
Cellular component (GO): cytoplasmic vesicle; TRAPPIII protein complex; phagophore assembly site
Source: RefSeq, a predicted model, not a curated record